Molecule: messenger RNA, 251 nt
Organism: Gongylonema pulchrum
Lineage: Eukaryota; Metazoa; Nematoda; Chromadorea; Rhabditida; Gongylonematidae
Source: the annotation of a GenBank genome assembly
AUGGAUACCGAUUCUGAGCCAUAUGAGAAGUGGUCCUCAACACCAGUGAAGAACGAACUGAAGUUUGACGAUAAAGGAGGAAGUGAUUAUAUGCCGAUCAAUUACGAACCACAGCCAACUGAAAUCUCGUUUGUUCAGUGCUUCCGAUUACCUGCUCCCCUGAAUAAUACCGAUAUGGAAGUGAGUCACUUUUUUUAUUUUGUAAAAUGCUUAUUUAUUAACAGAAAAUUAGCGAUGCGCGCCUGGUAGCC